AUGCCACUAUAUAAAAAAGGCGAUUGCAAUGAUCUUGCCAAGCUGGACAAAGUUGACCACGUAAGUGGACUUUUCAUAGACUUUUCGAGAGCUUUUGAUGUAGUUGACCAUAGCAUCCUACUGGUUAAACUUGAAAGAUAUGGAAUAAAAGGCAUUCCUCUGAAAUUUUUCCAAUCCUAUCUCGUCAAUAGAAACCAGGUUGUUUUACUCAAUGAUAUUCGUAGUCCUUCUUGUAGCAUCACACAGGGUGUUCCACAGGGAUCAGUUCUGGGUCCUCUACUUUUCAACAUAUUUGCGAAUGACCUCAUAUAUUGUGUCGAAAAUAUUCCAAAUGUUAAGAUUAUUUGUUACGCAGAUGAUACUAACAUCAUUAUCUCUGGUGACAAUCAAAAAUCACUCAAUAAUUCCACAGAAAGAAUACUGAGUGAUCGUCUAUUUCUCAAUGACUUGGAGAAAGCUGGAAGAUUACAUGCAAUAGCGGUGAAAUCCCCUGUUUAUUGUUAUGACUUUGAUUAUAGAGGAGCACACAGUGCAUCAGAGUUUAGGACAAACAGUACUGUGAACAUAGAGUCUUUGAUUAUUCAUAUAUUUUUUUAUGCCAACGGGUCCAAGACCAAGGAAGGCUCUGGUGCUGGAAUUUACAGUGAAGGGAUAAACUCCCAAAUGAGCAUCUCCCUGGUAAUAAACACUUCUGUAUCUCAUGCGGAAAUAUACGCAAUCUUGCAAUGUGCAAGAACAAACAAUAUGAGGGUAGUGCGCAUUGCACGAAUCAAAAUAUGCACCGAUAGCCAGGCAUCACUGAAAGCUUUCACGAACCUGAGAGUGACAUCCAGGCUGGUACAGGAAUGCAGAGAAGAACUCAAUGUCCUGUCAGAACAUAACAAAAUAACCCUGUUAUGGGUUCCAGGACAUUGCGGCAUCGUAGGGAACGAAAAAGCUGAUGAACUAGCAAGAACCCGUAUACUCGAGGAACCAAGUCAGAAAAAUAACGGGACUUCUCACUGGUCACAACACACACAACAAUGGGACUGUACAGUGGAGAACUUAUCUGCAGACAAUGCAGUGAAGGGACAGAAACCGGAAAAAAGAAACUGUGGUCAACAUCGCACUACUCGGAGUGCUGAAACGGAGGAGCGAGUAUUGGAUUUGAUUGCAGGAGACUCAGGGAUUAGUGUUAGGAGAAUUUCUACCCAAGAAGGUAUCUCAAAAAGUUCAGUGUGGAGAAGUAUUCAUGAACAAUUACUCUACCCUUACCAUGUGCAGAGAGUUCAAGCUCUCAAACCUCAAGAUCUAGCGCCCAGGUUACAAUACUGCAAUUGGUUGUUUGAUGAUUGUCUUCAAAACCCAACUUUUCUGGAAAGUAUCCUUUUUACCGAUGAGGCAGGGUUCACCAGAGAUGGAGUAUUCAAUUUUCACAAUACUCAUAUUUGGGCUGAUGGGAACCCACACACAGUUUUUGAAUCAAAUCACCAAGACACAUUUUCUAUCAAUGUACGGGCAGGAAUAAUCGAUAACUAUUCGAUAGGUCCCUACGUACUGCCUCAUCGUUUGAAUGUAAGCACUACUUCGGUGCCAUUGGUCAAAACUCCCAUGGGAACCAUAGAAGGGUUCACCGGUGAAACAGUCAAGGGCAGAAGGUAUCAAGCGUUCGAAGGUAUUCCCUAUGCUCGACCUCCGGUAGGGCAAUACAGAUUCGAGGAAGCUGCACCUCCAGAACCAUGGACUGGGAUAAUGAAGGCAAAAACAAUGUUCAAAUGUAUGCAAUACGAUCAUUUCACUCCACCAAACGAAGAUAUGGUAUCAGGAGACGAAGAUUGCCUUUAUGUGAAUGUCUACACCCCAGCUUUGAAUCAAUCAAAUCGCUUGCCAGUACUGGUCUACAUACAUGGAGGCGCCUUCAUGUUCAACUACGGUGGUUUGUAUGGUCCGCAAAUACUUCUCGAUAGAGACGUCGUUUAUGUCAACUUCAACUAUCGUCUAGGACCAUUAGGUUUUUUGAGUACCGAAGAUGACAUCGUACCAGGAAAUAAUGGUGUGAAAGAUCAAAUUUUGGCUUUGAAAUGGAUCAAAGACAAUAUCAAAUAUUUUGGUGGUAAUCCCGAUUCAAUCACUAUUCAUGGAAUGUCAGCCGGUGGUGCAAGUGUACAAUUACAUUAUUUAUUAUCCAAAUCUAAGGGUCUUUUCUCUAGAGGUAUAUCCCAAAGUGGUUCUGCUCUCAACCCUUGGGUAUUAGUUGAGAAACCUCUGGAAACAGCCAAAAUUUUAUCAUCCUCACUGGGAUGCCCGACAGAAGACAAUAAAUUGAUGCCAUGGUUAUACAAUCCAUUUUCACCAUUCGGUGUAGUAGUUGACAGUUGGUCAAGUGAUCCAGUACUACCAAUUCAUCCUUAUAAGCUGCUACAAGAUGGAAGAGUUCAAGACUUACCUUGGUUGAUAUCAUAUACAUCUUCAGAGGGACUAUAUCCAGCAUCAGGUAAGAAACAGGAUGAGACUAAACAAUCAAACGUAGGAAAUAUCAAUGAUGGUUCAGAGAAAGCCAUUAAUGCCUUAUUGAAACUUAAUUCAACAGACUUCAUGUUCACUAUGAUACUGAGUGAUCGUCUAUUUCUCAAUGACUUGGAGAAAGCUGGAAGAUUACAUGCAAUGGCUGUGAAAUCCCCUGUUUAUUGUUACUACUUUGAUUAUAGAGGAGCACACAGUGCAUCGGAGUUUAGGACAAACAGUACUGUGAACAUAGGAGUCUCACAUGCUGACGAUACGAGCUAUGUGCUCAAAACUAAAACGGAUACCCUUUCUACUGAAGCUGAUAGGAAAAUGAGUGAAAUAUUCGUUGACAUGUUCCUGUCAUUCAUGAACACUGGGAAACCAAAUACAUCUCCAGAUUGGAAGCCUUUGUCCAGAAAAAGGUACACGCCUUGGAACCAGUUACAUAUAUCGAGUCCUGAUAGUUAUUUCGCUGAAGAAAAAGAAACCAUAGUGGGCAGACAUAUUUGGGAUAAAUUGGAGUUUCUUGAGAAUGAGAGAUUAUUCAAUGACAAAGACGAACUGUGAAUAGGUUAUUCUAGAUCCUUAUAUCUGACUAUAGCUGAAUAAAUCAUUUACAUCAUU
Phaedon cochleariae (mustard beetle) is the source of this 3108-nucleotide messenger RNA. Lineage: Eukaryota; Metazoa; Arthropoda; Insecta; Coleoptera; Chrysomelidae. The record is from the annotation of a GenBank genome assembly.